UGUCAGAUAAGGCCGCAAAUAAUACCAUUAUAGUAUGACAUUAACAACACAACCAUAGCCAUAGGACUUAGGAGCCUUUAUUAUUUAUUGUUGAUCAAAGGAAACACAUGAAUGAAUUUUGACAGGCUACAUACACCACACCAAUCCACUUUACUAACCAACCACUAAUUUUACUUUUUUUUUUUUUUUCGUUUCACUUCAAUCAACAUCAUUGAAUCUUCAAAAACCCCAAUAUUGACCUUCUCACAAUCCUCACCAAUACAAAAUCAAACCCCUUCAAAACCCAUAUUCAACUCUUCACUCAUUUUCCUAUGUGCAAAACCAAAAUGGCCAUCAACGCCUCCACCCCAAAAUCAACAACCCCACGUUCCAAACGCACCACCCAAACACCCACAACACCAUCAUCAUCAUCAUCACCUAAACCCACACGUGCAAGUACCACAAUCACACGUGCAACCACCAAAACAAAAACAUCAUCAUUUUCCGACAACCCUUCAACCUCAUACGCCGGUUCAACCGGAUUCCAUCUCUCAACCGAUACAUCAAUCUCAAGCAGAACAUCCUUAACCUCUCUUCGCAACUCACUCCCAGAAAACCCAAACAUCUACGACUUCUCCGAAAUCUGUUCCGCCACAAAUAACUUCCUCUCCAAACGCUACUCUUCCUCAACACCAUGCUGGCGUUGCACCUUACGUAACUCUGACGUCAUCAUCUUCCAACGCAAAUUCCGUCGCAAACUCCAAACCCAACAGCUGCAAGAGCUUCUUUCCACCAUCUGUCGCAGCCACCACGUCAGCAUCGUGAAACUCCUCGGCGUUUCGAUCUCCGGUGAACAUAUCUACCUUGUUUACGAAUUCGUUAACGGUGCGAAUCUUUCAGAUUGUUUACGAAAUGCAAGAAACGUUCAUUACACUGUUCUUUCGACGUGGAUUUCGAGAAUGCAAGUUGCGACGGAUCUUGCUCAUGGAAUUGAUUAUAUUCAUAAUAAAACUGGUUUGAAUUUUAAUUUUGUUCAUAAUCAUAUCAAGAGUAGUGCGAUUGUUGUUACUGAACCGGAAUUCAAUGCUAGGGUUUGUCAUUUCGGUGCGGCACAGUUAUGCGGUGAAGCCGUUGAAAUUGAUUCAAAAAAUUUAGGAGAAAUCACUGAGGAAGAAGAUAGAUCGGUUAGAUCAAAGGAAUUUGAAGGUGUGAGAGGUUACAUGUCACCGGAGUUUCAAGCCACUGGCGUCGCAACGCAGAUGAGUGAUGUAUAUGCUUUUGGAGUGGUGAUGUUGGAGCUUUUGUCUGGUGAGGAACCGUUGAAGUUUAGGUUUGAUGAGAAGAGGCGUGAAUUUGUGAGAAUUUCGGUGAUUGAGUCAGCUAAGGAAGCCGUUGCAGCCGUGGACGGCGGUGGUGUGGAAGGGAAGCUGAGAAUGUGGGUGGAUAGAAGGUUGAAAGAUUCGUUUCCGGUGGAUGUUGCUGAGAAAUUGACACGUGUAGCGUUGGAUUGUGUACACUUGGAUCCAGAUAAGAGGCCUAAUAUGGGACGCGUUGCAGGGAAAAUCUCAACGCUUUAUUUGAAAUCAAAGAAUUGGUCUGACAACAUGAAAUUGCCUGACAUGUCUUUUUCAUUGGGCCCUAGAUGAUUUCUUAGGACACUUUUUUUUUUAUUUGAUUUUCUAAAUGAUUAAAUUGAAAUAACAAGUCAUUAUGAUAUGAUAAUUGAUAAGAGAUGUAGGAUGGAUUGAUCAUGUUGUUAGUUUUUUAAUUGGUAGAGAUGAUUGGUAUUUUUUUGAAUAGAAAUUGGUCUUGGAUGAUUCGAUUGUGACAAGAGUUGUGGAAGAUGUAUAGUAUAUGUUUAAUUUAAUGAUUGAUAUUAACAGCGUGAUAUUUUUGGUAA
Medicago truncatula (barrel medic) is the source of this 1879-nucleotide messenger RNA. Its product is annotated as lysM domain receptor-like kinase 3. The record is from RefSeq and is a predicted model, not a curated record. NCBI's taxonomy places the organism in Eukaryota, Viridiplantae, Streptophyta, Magnoliopsida, Fabales, Fabaceae. Gene Ontology annotation, biological process: protein phosphorylation. The transcript has a single exon. Gene Ontology annotation, molecular function: protein kinase activity; ATP binding. The coding region runs from base 312 to 1625 and encodes 437 amino acids.